CUAGCUAAUGUUUACAAGGAAGGACUCAAGUCUCCAUUAAUGUUCCACUUACUUACAGUUGAUACAGAAUACGCGGUCAAGACAUGAUGAAACCGUACGUGACGCUACUCUGUGUUCUCUCCUUCUUUGCAAAAUCAGGUCUCUCCCUCUCCUGCACGGUCUGUCUGGUGCAAGGUGCAACUUUCUGCACAGGGAACAAUGUGACGUGUGCCUCGGGAAGGGUAUGUGUGUCUACCCACACAGUAAGCAUGGAAGAUGGAGUGAAGAAGAGCGAGUACUUCGGAAGAACCUGCGCGCCGGAAACUCAGUGUGGGCACCCGGGAAUUUUCAGCACUUACAACAGCAAAUCAAAAAAGGGGAUUUCCUGUUGUUACAGCGAUAAUUGCACCCCUUCCCCUCCGCAGCUAUUACCAGAUAAUGAUGAACCCAACGGCUUGACUUGUCCUACCUGUAAGGCCAGUGGUGCUCAAUGGUGUGACACCGGGAUGACCAUGACUUGCACCGGAGAGGAGACGCGCUGCAUCGUACAAUACUCCAAAAUCACAGGACCUCCAGGAACAGAGACCAGCGAGCUUAUUCUCCGAGGAUGCGCCACCCCCAGUAUCUGCAGCAUUGGCAAUCAGACCCACCCCACCGACGGCCUGACUGCUGAGGUUCAGAUUUCCUGCACUGGAUCCGCCAACGGGCUUCACCGCCACUUCUAUCACCAUGGAAACAUGGCACUUUUUACCAUACUGCUUCUAAUUAUUACCUGAAAUGUAAGUUUGUAGCCAAAUAAAGACGCAA
Molecule: messenger RNA, 786 nt
Organism: Rana temporaria (common frog)
Lineage: Eukaryota; Metazoa; Chordata; Amphibia; Anura; Ranidae
Product: phospholipase A2 inhibitor subunit gamma B-like
Exons: 5
Coding region: 84-755 (223 amino acids)
Source: RefSeq, a predicted model, not a curated record